AUGAAAGUCCGAAUUUGUGAUAUGAUAGACAUAACCAUUACCACCCCUGAGGAAACUGGCUGGCUGACAGGGCGCACUUGGGGAAUGCGAUAUCAUGAAUCUGGCCCAGAGACAGUGACUUUUGAGGAUGUAUUUGUGAACUUCACCACGGCAGAGUGGGCUCUGCUGAAUCCAUCCCAGAAGAAGCUCUAUAGAGAUGUGAUAUGGGAGACAUUUAUGAAUAUGAGUGCUGUAGGAAAAACCAGGGAUAACCAGCAAAUUGAAGAAGAAUACAAAAAUUAUUCAAGAAAUUUAAGAAAUGAUGCAGACAAGUAUUUGAGAUUUGAAGAGAAGCUAUAUCAGCAUAAUGAACUCGGAAAAGCUUGCAGUGAUGUCCGGUCCUUACAGAAGCAUAAAAUGAGAAAGACUGGAGAGAGACCCUAUCAAUAUAAGCAAUGCGAGAAAAUUUACUCUGAUGUUAGUGAACAAACUCAGGCUGGGAAGAAGACUUUUAAAUCAUGGCGUGGGACCUCUACAUGUAUACAACAGUGUGAGGAAACUUGUGUUUCUUCACACCAUGUUCAAGUACAUGAAAAAAGUCAUACUGGAGAGACACCCUAUGUUUCUAAAGAAUGUGCAAAAGCAUUAGCUCAUAGUAAUUCCUUUCAAAAGCAUAAAGUAACUCACACUGGGAAGAAACUCUCCAUAUGCAAGCAAUGUGGGAAACCUUUCACUAAAAAGAGUAAGCUUCAAAUACAUGAAAGAAUUCACACUGGAGAGAAACCCUAUAUAUGUAAGCAGUGUGGAAAAGGAUUUGUCAGUAAUUCCACACUUUGUGCACAUCAAAGAUCCCACACUGGGGAGAAACCCUAUGUGCGUAAGCAUUGUGGGAAAGCAUUUAGCAGUAACAGUAACUGUCACACUCAUGAAAGAACACACACCGGGGAGAAACCCUACCAAUGUAAGCAAUGUGGGAAAGCAUUCAUGAGAUAUAGCCACUGUCAAACUCAUGAAAGAACACACACUGGGGAGAAACCAUACAUAUGUAAGCAAUGUGGGAAAGCAUUUACAAGACAAUAUAGUUGUCAAAUACAUGAAAGAAAUCACACUGGGGAGAAACCUCAUGUAUGUAAGAAAUGUGGAAAAGCAUUCAGUACAAAAAGUGACUAUAAAAUUCAUGAAAGAGCACACACGGGGUUGAAACCCUAUGUAUGUAAGCAAUGUGGGAAAGCAUUCAGCAAAAACAGAAACUGCCAAAAUCAUGAAAGAACACACACCAGGGAGAAGCCUUAUGUAUGUAAACAGUGUGGGAAGGCAUUCACUACAUACCAUUACUGUCAAACACAUGAAAGAAAUCACAGUGAGGAGAAAGCUUAUGUGUGUAAGAAAUGUGGGAAAUCAUUCAACAGUAAGCAUAAUCUUGAAAUACAUAAUAGAACUCACACUGGAGAAAAACCUUAUCCAUGCGAGCAGUGUGGUAAAGCAUUCAGAACACAGAAUCAAUAUAAUGUACAUAGUAGAACUCACACUGGAGAGAAACCCUACAUAUGUAAGCAGUGUGGAAAAGCAUUCACUAGACAAUAUCGCUGUCAAAAACAUGAAAGAAUUCACACUGCAGAGAAGCCCUAUGGACAAGGGAUGUACAGAAAAAUUUAGUACAUACGUGCAUUAUAAAACAGGAUUGAACUCACACUUUGGAGAAAUCCUGUUUAUGUAAGCAACAUGGGAAAUGUUUCGGCCACAGAGUAAUUGUCACAUACAUGAAGGAAUUCACAGAGAAAUAACCCUAUCUAUGUGAGCAACAUGGGGAACCAUUCAGUACAUAAAGAAGCCAUCAAAUACAUGAGACAGUGCAUUCUGGAGAGAAGCAGUAUGCAUGUAUGCAGUGUGGGAAAAGAUGUGCUAUAAGGCCCUCAUUUUAUAACCAUAAAAGGAGCAUACACUGGGAAGGAUCUCUGAUUAGUAAAAAAGUGAGAAACAGUUCAACGGAAAGACACUCUUACCCUCAGAACUACGUCAUGCUUUGGUGAAAACAAUGUAAGCAGUGUGCAAAACGUUCAAUAUAGGGGGCUGGGGAUUUAGCUCAGCAGCAUAAGCGCCUGCCUUGCAAGCAGGUAGUCGUGAGUUUGAUCCCUGGUACCAAUGAAAAUGAAAAAAAAAGGAAAAUGUAUUCAAUAUAUAUGAGUGUUAUGAAAUACAUGAAAACAUUCACAGUGAAAAGAAUCCUACAUAUCUAAGACUUUAUAAAAUCCUUGAAAAACACUCAUAUAGAAAAGAUUACAGAAAAAAUUCAAAAAUUUCUAUAUUAAUAUUUGUUAAUAUUUUUUUUAAAAAAUACACUCCCAAAUGGGGAUACACUAAAGGGUUUCAAUGUGUAUUUUCCACUAAACCACUGAAGUAUCUGAUCUAUGUAUCAGUGAUCUUGACUAUUAAUCAUACUGUUUUCAGAAAAUUCAAGUAUGCUGAAGCUGUUUUGCCACGUUUUUGAUUCACCAAUUUCCAGUCCUCUUGAAUUACACCAGUUUCUCUUAUUACUGUUGUUUCUCACCCAGAUCAGUGAUUCACGUAAUGACUUAUCCAGAAUGACCCACACACGUAUGUACACUAAUGUGUUUUUUUAGGUUUUGUGGCAUGUCUUCAAAGCAUGGUGAUGAGAACGUAAAUAAUCAGAUAAACAAAUGUCUGAAAAAUUUAAAACUUUUAUCAGUUCCUAUUUACAUUGUAUACUGCAAGGGGACUUUGUAACAUCAUUGAUGUAUAUGACAUGCUUCAAUUCCCAUUCUUGGCUCUUCUCUAGCUUUUCCAUUGACUUCUUGUACCUAUUAUUGAAAGACCCAUUAUUGAAAUGACUGUUUCUUAUUUCACAUCGUGUACUUUUCUCUUAUGCAAGCAAAAUGUAAACACCAUGCCUCUUAUAUUUAAGUCGUUCAUCUAUGAAUAGCAGCAUCCUGAGUGUGCAAGUGUAUCAGGGUUUCACAUACAUUGCCUAAGGUGCAAAGGAAAACACAUGGAAUAUGAUUCCCAGGAAGAAAUAGUGAGUGAUGGAAAUGAUAUCCUAUUGUGACGCCAGUGUGCAGUACGGGCAUGUGAUAAUCAUAAGUGUGCAAAUUAAGUGCAUGAGAACUAAAGCAUUGGGUUUACCUAGCAAGAAAUUUCACACAGGGAUGCAGGGGGUAUAGUGCACAACCUUUGUCCCUGUCUGGCCAACUUUUGUGGUGUGGCACGUGUUAUAGCCUAACUGUAACUAAUGGGCCUCCAUCUUGUUCUGUAUGUGCCGCCCCAUAGGUUAAGUUUCAGUUCACGAAAAAGCUUGACUUGCAGCUUCUUGUAAAUUCCCUACCCCCUUUUCACUUGAUUUUGGUAAAAUGUGGCUGUUCCCCCGAGAAGUGUUUAACCGCAGAGUACAACGGAGUGUACCAAGAAUUCCAGAUUUUAUCAGAACUGAGUCAACAGCUUUGUGGGUUUUAGCUUUAAAUAUUCCACCCCAAGUCUGUAAGGCGCGCAGUAUCUGGGUCGAUCCUGAGGGGCCUGGAUUGCCAGGCCUGAAAUAAAGCUUUUAUUUCAAA
Cavia porcellus (domestic guinea pig) is the source of this 3545-nucleotide messenger RNA. RefSeq names its product zinc finger protein 709-like. Lineage: Eukaryota; Metazoa; Chordata; Mammalia; Rodentia; Caviidae. Gene Ontology annotation, biological process: regulation of transcription by RNA polymerase II. Gene Ontology annotation, molecular function: DNA-binding transcription factor activity, RNA polymerase II-specific; RNA polymerase II cis-regulatory region sequence-specific DNA binding. The record is from RefSeq and is a predicted model, not a curated record. Bases 1 to 1635 code for a protein of 544 amino acids. The transcript is spliced from 5 exons.